This is a messenger RNA of Humulus lupulus (European hop), 1161 nucleotides long. RefSeq names its product calcium-binding protein CBP-like. NCBI's taxonomy places the organism in Eukaryota, Viridiplantae, Streptophyta, Magnoliopsida, Rosales, Cannabaceae. The record is from RefSeq and is a predicted model, not a curated record. The transcript is spliced from 5 exons. Gene Ontology annotation, molecular function: calcium ion binding. The coding region runs from base 97 to 933 and encodes 278 amino acids.
UCUGAUAAGUCAUAUAAUAUAAGGCCAAUCAAAAAUCACAUCUUUAUUCGUUCCAGUUUUUUUUUCUUUAAUCUCCGAAAUCACAAUCCAAUUCCAAUGUCCGGAUACCCUCAGCCACCUUCAGGUUACGGCUACGGCGCACGGCCGCCGCCGCAAACGGCCCAGCCAUACACUGCGUCGCCAUACGGCGCCCCUCCGCCGCAGCAAGAUCCAUAUCAGCAGCACCACCACCAUCAACAGCCCUCGCCGGCUUACGCGAGUCCUUACGCUCCGCCAUCGGCCCCUUACAAUCCAGAUAAGCCACCGAAGGACAGCUACUCGCCCUAUGGGGGAAGCUCCGGAGGUAGCGCGUACCCGCCACCGCAGGGGUACGGGACCCCGUUCGCGUCGCUGGUGCCGUCGACUUUCCCUCCCGGUACCGAUCCCAACGUGGUCGCUUGCUUCCAGGUGGCAGACCAGGACGGGAGCGGCUUGAUCGACGAUAAGGAGUUGCAGAGGGCUCUCUCAUCCUAUAAUCAGAGCUUCAGUCUCAGAACGGUUCAUCUCCUCAUGUAUCUUUUCACCAAUUCCAAUAGCAAGAAGAUCGGUCCGAAGGAAUUCGCUGAUGUGUUCUACAGUCUGCAGAGUUGGAGGGGAAUUUUUGAGCGAUUUGAUAGGGACAGGAGUGGCAGAAUCGACAUGAAUGAGUUGCGAGAGGCACUUUUGAGCCUGGGAUUUUCUGUUUCUCCAACGGUUUUGGAUUUACUGGUCUCCAAGUUCGACAAAACUGGAGGCAAAACCAAGGCCAUUGAAUAUGAUAAUUUCAUUGAGUGCUGUCUCACUGUUAAGGGAUUAACGGAGAAAUUUAAGGAGAAGGACACGAAGUACUCUGGUUCUGCAACUUUCACUUAUGAAGCUUUCAUGCUCACUGUACUCCCUUUCCUCAUAGCUUAAGUGGGGUGCUUGUAAAGCUUUCUGGAUUCAUAGGGCUUGCCUUUAACUCCCUUUCCUCAUAGCUUAAUUGGGGUGUUUGUAAAGCUUUCUGGAUUCAUAGGGGCUUGAAUUAUAUGAUGUAAUAUCCAGUAAAUUAUUGUAUGUUUUAACAGAUUUGCCAUCUUUUUUUUAAUAAGGCUAAGAAUCUUGCUUUAACCAUUUCAUCUGAUUCUAGUAUUAUUGAUCUCA